AAAGUUUCAAACUCAAACCCAACAGUAACCGACGCAUAUACAGACGCUGCGAAAUGGGUAUCGAGUAACCUCCAAUGCGAAAACAACACAUUCUUCAAUAUUCAAUGGCUUGUCAAUCGCGCUGUCACCAGCGAGACUCGCAAUAUUGGUCCAAGGCUCCUAGUUUCAUUUUGAGGCUAUGCACUGGCUUGCUGCUCAAAGUGCAAUUCGAGAGUCUGGCCUCAUGCCUGGACUAUUGUGAAUGUCAUUGUGUAUGAAGACCAUUCACGGAUGGCGGUGGUCUAGCUCACGACGAAUAGCCGAGACCACCACACGCAAGAUGUCCUUGAUGUUAAUAAUCAAACUGUAUGGUUACAGGAGUUCAGUAGAACAUGGAAUAAGUUCUUUCUGUUCUUUUGGGCUGAUGGCUUUUGUUCUACGUUCCUAAUUCAUGUGUCAAAUGAAUCAGACGACGCGUUCCCCUUUGUAGUCAUGCCACUCGUCAUGCCCAUAAACAUAUAAAAUGGACUUGUACUUGACUCUCAACAUUCCACUUCCUAUCACAGCCACCUCUCGAUCUUUUAUACAAUACGGUUCUGCACAGCUCAUGGAUCGACUACUUCUAGUAUACGUACUUGACGAGAAAUGGCUCGCCGACCGCGCCGAGUAUCUCAACCUCGCAGUAAUCACAGACCCAUGGACCCGUUUCGAGGCUAUACAAGCAGCAGCUAACAACGUCCUCUUACAAACCGGUCUUGGUCGCCGUGUUCGGCUGAAAGUUGUCAUUUUCCAGGGCCAACCAAGGAUGGCUGUGGGUCUCGCCAGCAGUGUACCCAAUGACAGAUGGCCGAUGCCUCCCCAACACGUUAUAGACUCGGUCAAAUGUGUGCUAGGUGUCCAUUAUGAGCCUAUGUGGUUGCCAGAGUCUAUCUAGCUGAUAUCGAGAGUACACCUUACGACACGCAUUCGGACCACGCGUGAAAAGAAUGUCCUAUAGUUUGGGUAUAUUCGAUUGUGAUAGAUAUGUUUCAGUACAAGAGUUACGGGGCACCACUUGAACGAGUUCCUAGUC
Somion occarium is the source of this 1051-nucleotide messenger RNA. NCBI's taxonomy places the organism in Eukaryota, Fungi, Basidiomycota, Agaricomycetes, Polyporales, Cerrenaceae. The record is from the annotation of a GenBank genome assembly.